CAGACUAUUGUGUUUGUUUUGGGGUGGACGUGUCUUAUAAGUGGAGGAGCCCAAAGGGUCAGAGAGCAGAGACAGAUCAGAGCUGCCUUUAAUCUCAAAGUGCCAGUCAACCCUGAAAGGCCUCGCCACGGAAGUCCAUUAAUUCGAAGAGUUUAAGGGGAGAAUCAUGCAGAUCCCGUCAGCGCAUCGUUUCUUGGCUGUGUAUCUCACGCUGUUUGGAUACCUCAGGGACGUUUACACGGGGACAGUUCCGAUGAACUCGAAUUCCAUCAAAAACUUGCCCGGUGUUUCGGGUAGCAAAGGCGCCGACAGUGUCAGUCCGAGUCCGCGCACCUCACCGUCCGGUGGCAUGGGACACAAAUUACCCGCAGACACCUUACAGCAGUCAGGUGUCUGCACCGAUGAUGAAGACUGCGGAGGUGAUGAAUUCUGCAACGACGCCAGAGGCGCCUGCCUGCCCUGCCGUAAGAGCCGGAAACGUUGCGCACGGGACUCCAUGUGUUGUGCAGGAAAUCGCUGCAGCAAUGGUGUAUGCCAGGCAAAUGAUAUAGAUGGUGCAGAUGCAUCCAUCCUCACUGCCUGGCAUAAACACAACAACACCAUGGAGCAUCACGCCAAGAGGCCCCCCACUGCCAAUGGCCAUCAGCCUCAUGCUGUUAAAGGCCAGGAGGGGGACACUUGCCUGAGAUCUGCAGACUGUUCUGAGGGUCUGUGCUGUGCCAGACACUUCUGGUCUCGCAUCUGUAAGCCUGUGCUGACGGAGGGCCAGGUGUGUACGCGCCACCGCAGGAAAGGCACCCAUGGCUUGGAGCUCUUCCAGCGCUGCGACUGCGGAGACGGCAUGACCUGUCGACCAGAGAAAGGAGAGCGAGACCAAAGUGUCAGCAGGACUGCAGCCCGGAACCUACACACCUGUCAGAGACGCUGACAAAAGCGUGGACACACACAGAGACAGAAAUACACACUCACACACACAAGACACACUCCCAGCAAACCAACAAAUCAGUCACAGACACUGACAAAACACUUUUCAGCCUUGCAUACACCUGAGAUGCUGACACACACACAUAGAUAUCCAACUCCUAAGACAUUCUUUCCUGCCAAAGUUGCUGACACAAACAGCACCCGGAAGGAUAGACAUGAUUCCUGGAAAAGUGAUACACCCAGAGGGAUGCAGCAGUGCAAGACGGACUGAUCCAAUUCCCCAUCAACAGAUGAGGAGUCGGAAGUUAGGAAGGGGCAUUACAGAAAUCUUGUGAAGAUCGAUUCAUGUCGUCGGUAAUGGCAGAGCUGUUUUGUUUCUCUUUUUAUGGAACUUCGAGCCUCAGUUAUUGCAGUAAAUUACUGUAUUGUAAAUAUUACCCUGGAGGUGGCACUUAAAUGAGCUAUUGAAUUCUGUCAACACCAGUAUUAUAAAGACAUGGUGCUGCAUGCAUUGUAAAUGUGUUAUAUAUAUUGUUUUAUAAGAAAAUGUUAUAUAUAGAAAAUCUGAAUAUAUUUGUUUUAUUAAACACCAUGUGAUAACCUCACUCCUUUUCUCUGCCCCUCAUUUUUGGCAAUUAUGUUUUAAAGUAACUGGCUGACAAAAAAGCAAAAGCUUUUUGGGACAUUGUUUCAGUGAGUUCUCAAUCAAGAUCUAUGAAAUACAAAUUCUCCUGCAGCAGUUAGGAUCUGAACCAUUUAGUCGUUAUUUAUUCACUUAAAGGCUGGUAGGGGUGGGAACUGUUUCUGGCUAAAUAAUAACCAUCCUCCUCUGGAAAGCAAGAGUUAUCUGAACAAUCACUUGGUGGUGUUUAGUCCUCUCAAAUAUGCUUCU
Scatophagus argus is the source of this 1816-nucleotide messenger RNA. RefSeq names its product dickkopf-related protein 1-like. Gene Ontology annotation, cellular component: extracellular region. Bases 167 to 928 code for a protein of 253 amino acids. The record is from RefSeq and is a predicted model, not a curated record. The transcript is spliced from 5 exons. Gene Ontology annotation, biological process: negative regulation of canonical Wnt signaling pathway; multicellular organism development. Gene Ontology annotation, molecular function: co-receptor binding; receptor antagonist activity. NCBI's taxonomy places the organism in Eukaryota, Metazoa, Chordata, Actinopteri, Scatophagidae.